GGAUUAGCUCUUGUAGGAGCUGGAUGGUAUUUAACUCGUUUAGCAAGAGGGCCCGAAGUUGUAUGGGAUAAGAAAAAUAAUCCAACACCAUGGAAUAACAUUGAAGAAGGAACACAAGUUAAACUUCUUGCAAUUAGUCAAAAUUUUGAUAAAAAAUAUGUUCGUGAUUCAACCUUUGUGUUAAAUAUGUCAGACAUACAUAUCAAACAUUUGUAUAAUUGGUAG
Molecule: messenger RNA, 225 nt
Organism: Entrophospora candida
Lineage: Eukaryota; Fungi; Glomeromycota; Glomeromycetes; Entrophosporales; Entrophosporaceae
Source: the annotation of a GenBank genome assembly